CUAACAACUGGUCCGACCUGCUGGAUCCCGAUGUGCUGCCAGAAAAGUACUGCGGAUGGAACAGUAGGAGCACUGGAAAAUUCUGUGGCAGUCUUGAGUGGAACCAGAAAUCAUGGUUUGCAACCUCCUCCCAGUGAGAGCCUUGUUGAGCUUAAGAAAAUGCUGAAACACGCUGAAGAGGCAUGGGGUGGAGAUGCUUGAUAAUGAGUCAAACAAGUUGGAGGUAAAACUUUCUCGAGAGAAAAACAUUUCUGAAGCAGACAUCCGCUAAGAAUCUUGUUCUUGGGCAGGAAAGUUGGGUGAUGAGACCAGUGCAUUGGGUUGGGUGUCGUUAAGUCAAGAAACAAGGCUAAAAUCAGAUUGGCAGUGGAAACAUGCCUGGCAAAACAAGAAAGAAGCUGGAAUCAUAGUACAAUUGCAGAACUCGUAGAAUACCUGUUUGUCGAGAUUGAGGCGAAAGUCAAAGCUUGAGGUGCGCCAGAUGCUUACUGUUUGCAAAAAUUGGAGCUGACAGACACAACGACUGAAGAAGAGAAACAAGAAUCACAACCAAAACUGCCCCUUCCAAAGUUGUUCUUGAAGUUUUUGGCGGCGAAGAAACAUAAAGGGGAAAAAUGGAUAUUCUGCAAGUUGGGUAUGUUUCUAGAUGUAGUGGGAAAGGACCAAUAUGGUUUUAAUAUCUUCCGGGUAUAUGAAAAGAGGGUCUAAGAUACCCAAGGCACAUCUAAGCCCAAUUCAAAAAAUUCAGGAAAGAUUAUCGUCAUUGGAAACAACUGGGGUUUGGAAACUACUGCUUGAAAGUGUAGAUCGAUUGGAUCCAAAAUGAACUUUUUACCUCUUGCAUGAAUUUGGCUUAUCAAGUUUGCAACAGUGGGAUCCCGGUGGAAAGAGUUUUGAUUUUUCAACAGCUAUUAACAUGAAAUUUUGUAUAUUGCAACCUUGAGGCUGGAGGACAAAGUUGUUUUUGGGGGGUGUAUUGUUAGGAUAUACAGUAUAAUAAAAAGGAAUUAGACUAGUAAUAGUAGUUAGAGCAGUUAGUUUGUUCGAGGAAUAUUUGUAUAAAUAGUUAUAGAAAGAGGGAAGGGAUUUAGUAUUUAGUAUUGUAAACAUUUAGUAAUUACUACCUCUGUCCCUAAGUAUAGGACCCCCUUGAGUAAAUCACGGGGAUUAAGAAAGUUGGUUGCGGUAUUAAAUUUAUUGACUAUUGAUAUUGCUUUUCUCAAACAAAACAUAGCACAAUAUCAAUUACUACAUAUAAAUGAUACAUUGAAUCUAGACAUAUGAUACAUGAUUCUAAGAGAAGACAUCACUGAUAAUCAAAUGAUUUACUUGGAGCAGUCAUAUCAAAAGGCUUUACAGUUGGAUUCUACAUACAAAGCAGCGGCAGAAUGCUUAGCCAUUGUUCUAACGGAUAUUGGUACCAACAUAAAGCUUGCAGGGAACACUCAGGAGGGAAUUCAAAAAUAUUUUGAAGCCCUCAAAAUAGAUCCACACUAUGCUCCAGCAUAUUAUAACCUUGGUGUGGUCUAUUCUGAAAUGAUGCAAUAUGACAUGGCCCUCACUUUCUAUGAAAAAGCUGCAUCAGAGAGGCCUAUGUAUGCUGAAGCAUAUUGCAACAUGGGUGUGAUUUAUAAAAAUCGAGGUGAUUUGGAAGCUGCUAUUACUUGUUAUGAGAGGUGUUUAGCUGUUUCACCUAACUUCGAGAUUGCCAAAAACAACAUGGCUAUUGCUUUGACAGAUUUGGGAACAAAGGUUAAAUUGGAGGGUGACAUCAACCGGGGUGUGGCUUUUUAUAAGAAAGCUUUGUAUUAUAAUUGGCAUUAUGCUGAUGCUAUGUAUAAUCUCGGGGUUGCUUAUGGUGAGAUGCUUAAGUUUGAUAUGGCUAUUGUGUUCUAUGAACUCGCUUUCCAUUUCAAUCCACAUUGUGCCGAAGCUUGUAACAAUCUAGGCGUUAUAUAUAAAGACCGUGACAACCUUGAUAAAGCUGUAGAGUGCUACCAGCUUGCUUUGUCAGUCAAACCCAACUUUUCACAGUCAUUAAAUAACCUUGGUGUUGUCUACACUGUUCAGGGUAAGAUGGAUGCUGCUGCAAGUAUGAUUGAGAAAGCUAUCAUUGCAAAUCCGACAUAUGCAGAAGCUUACAAUAACCUAGGAGUUCUUUACAGAGAUGCUGGUGAUAUUGCUCUAGCAAUUAAUGCUUAUGAGCAGUGUCUCAAGAUUGAUCCUGACUCUCGGAAUGCUGGCCAGAACCGCUUGCUUGCAAUGAAUUACAUAGAUGAAGGAAAUGAUGACAAACUUUUUGAUGCUCACAGGGAUUGGGGUAGGCGAUUUAUGAGACUAUAUCAGCAGUUCACAUCAUGGGACAACUCAAAAGAUCCUGAACGACCUCUUGUGAUUGGAUAUGUAUCUCCUGAUUAUUUCACACACUCUGUGUCAUAUUUCAUAGAAGCUCCGCUUAUCUAUCACGACUAUGCCAAAUAUAAAGUGAUUGUUUAUUCAGCUGUUGUCAAGGCAGAUGCAAAAACCAUUCGGUUUAGGGAGAAAGUCUUAAAGAAAGGUGGGAUCUGGAAAGAUAUAUAUGGGACUGAUGAAAAGAAGGUCGCCGAUAUGGUUAGAGAAGAUCAAGUUGAUAUUUUGGUGGAACUUACUGGUCAUACUGCAAAUAAUAAGCUGGGAAUGAUGGCUUGUCGACCUGCUCCAAUUCAGGUGACUUGGAUUGGUUAUCCCAAUACUACAGGAUUGCCUGCAAUUGAUUAUAGAAUAUCUGAUUCACUGGCAGACCCUCCUGAAACAAAACAGAAACAUGUUGAAGAGUUAGUCCGAUUACCAGAUUGCUUCCUUUGUUACACUCCUUCCCCUGAGGCCGGUCCUGUUUGUCCAACUCCUGCUCUUUCCAAUGGUUUUAUUACAUUUGGUAGUUUUAACAAUCUUGCCAAGAUUACUCCUACAGUAUUGAAGGUUUGGGCAAGGAUACUGUGUGCAAUUCCAAAUUCUCGCCUCGUGGUAAAAUGUAAACCAUUUUGCUGUGAUAGUGUGAGACAGAGGUUUCUUUCAACCUUAGAACAGUUGGGAUUGGAACCACUACGAGUUGAUCUUCUUCCCCUUAUUCUUCUUAACCACGAUCAUAUGCAAGCAUAUUCUUUGAUGGACAUCAGUUUGGACACAUUUCCAUAUGCUGGGACAACUACGACAUGUGAAUCUUUAUACAUGGGAGUUCCAUGUGUUACAAUGGCUGGUUCAGUACAUGCACACAACGUUGGUGUUAGUCUUCUUAGCAAAGUUGGUCUAGGGAAUUUGAUUGCCAAAAAUGAAGAUGAAUAUGUUAAAUUGGCCAUGAAGUUAGCAUCAGACGUUCCAGCAUUACAAACCUUGAGAAUGAGUCUGAGAGAGCUCAUGUCCAAGUCCCCUGUCUGUGAUGGAGCAAACUUUAUCCUUGGUCUAGAGUCCACAUAUAGGAACAUGUGGCGCAGAUAUUGUAAAGGAGAUGUUCCAUCUUUGAAACGUAUGGAAUCGUUAGAACCAUUUGUUUCUGCCGAUGAAAACUCUGAGCCAGCAACGGCCGUCAAUGUAAGCGAGGGCAGCCCCGGAUCUGUCAAGGCCAAUGGAUUCAAUUCAACGCAGCCACCAAAGCUUAAUAUUAACGGUUGCGAAGAAAAUGGCGGGUCAUUGAAAUUCAGUAGUUAGUAGGGUGUGUGGUGGGUCUUGAAAUACAGUAGUGAAAGCAUGGAGUGGUGGGUGCAAGUUGAAAUUCAUGAGAAUAUUUUGCAGUUUUUAGUGAGUGGUUCAAGGGUGUUGAACUGUAUUACUAUAGGUGGAGUAUUAAGCUGGUAUGUAUAUUGUGGUUACUAAUAGAAGAGGUUUUCAGCAACCACAGCCUCACUAAAAGUAAGCUUUUCAUAGAAUGCCAAUUCUUUUUGGGAAAGAAGGGUAAGUUAUGGUUAUCAAAUUGAUCCGUCUCUUCAACUGCUGUGGAUACGCAAAGCAGCGAUGCUGCUUCAAAUGGUAUCCAACGAUAGCUGUAACACAUCUUUUUCCAUGAAUUACAGUCACUGUUGCCAAUUAGCGGUUAUAGCGGCUAUGAACAAACUGCUGUUUCGCAAUUACAAAGUGUUGUCAAAUAGCGGCUAUAGUGCUGCAUCAUAGCAGAAUUUCAACAAAUCACUAUUUUCCAUGUUUUGCGAUUGACAACACUGAAUAUAGUAGUUAGAGUGUAGAUUGUGUAGUAUUUAUUUGCUGCCGUUCUUUUCUAGAAUGUUAUUGUUGGCCGGUUUACAACAAUGGAGUUCAUCUGAAUGACUGAAAAAUGCAUUUCCUACGAAAA
Molecule: messenger RNA, 4321 nt
Organism: Trifolium pratense (red clover)
Lineage: Eukaryota; Viridiplantae; Streptophyta; Magnoliopsida; Fabales; Fabaceae
Product: probable UDP-N-acetylglucosamine--peptide N-acetylglucosaminyltransferase SPINDLY
Exons: 17
Coding region: 1288-3684 (798 amino acids)
Molecular function (GO): protein binding
Source: RefSeq, a predicted model, not a curated record